AUGAAGAUGCGUUGGCCCUUUGACCGGUUCGACGGCGCAGUGUGCAAGGCGAGCUUGAAGAUGGCGAUCAGCCGGGCCCGCAUGCGCACCAACAGAUUGCAAAAUUCCAUUCGACUUCAACGCAAGGAAAUCGCUGGUUUCCUUCGAGAGGGAAGGGAAGAGGCGGCGAGGCUGAAAGGGGAACACCUGCUCCGCGAAUACAAAUUAGAGAGGGCUAUGGAGAUCCUUGUGACUGUCUGUGAACUCCUCAUUUCAAGACUCAGCUACCUAGCCACGGAGCGUUCGUGUCCUCCCGACCUACUUUCUCCUAUCCACACCCUUCUCUACUGCGAACCGCGUUUAAACAUCGACGAGCUUGGGACAGUCCGGAAGCAAUUUGCAAUGAAGUACGGAGACGUUUUCGUAGAAAGCGCUGUGAAGAACGCAAAACAAGAGGUGCAUUUUAAGCUCGUGCAUGCGCUUUCUCUCGCCCCUCCCCCGGAAUUCGACAUUCAACAACUCCUCUACGGGAUCGCAGAGGAGUAUUGUAUAUCGGACUGGAAACCGAGCAUACCCUUGGUCCGCCGCCUUGCGAGGCCAAUCAGGCCUGCAACUUCAUUCCGCGGGUAA
Molecule: messenger RNA, 609 nt
Organism: Eimeria mitis
Lineage: Eukaryota; Apicomplexa; Conoidasida; Eucoccidiorida; Eimeriidae
Exons: 7
Coding region: 1-609 (202 amino acids)
Biological process (GO): protein transport
Source: RefSeq, a predicted model, not a curated record